AUGAGUUUGGGUUUAGUGAGGACAUCUGAGUAGAUCAUGGAUGGUUCUAACACCAGAGCUGAAGCUCCUUCGAUGGAGCCCAGUGCCAAGCUCUUCUGCUGUCGUUGUGUGAGGCGUUGCCUCCCUCUGGCUUACCGAGAGGAGCUCUACCACUUCCUGAGGAUGAGUGGGCCCCUGCUUGUGUGCCGGUUCUUGAGUUUCCUUCUUUUCUUUGUGGCCACAAUGUUUUAUGGCCGUUUGGGGAACACUGUACUAGCAGGCUAUGGCAUGGCUUCAGCUACAAUAAAUAUAACUUCUGCAGCAACUGGAUUAGGGCUAACUUUGGCCUGUGAUACACUGGUUUCACAGACAUUUGGCAGUAAGAACCUGCUACGUGUCGGAGUAAUCCUGCAAAGGGGCAUUUUGAUAUUGCUGCUCUUCUGUCUUCCCUGCUGGGCUUUGCUUAUUAACACUCAGUCCCUUCUGCUGCUGGUGGGACAAGACCCUGACGUAGCCAGGGUAGCCCAGAUUUAUGUUGUGGCAUGCCUUCCUGCUAUUCCAGCUAUGUUUCUGCAGCAGCUGCAAGUGUCUUACCUCCAAAACCAGGGUGUGAUUAUACCUCAAAUCUAUGCAUCUGUGGUGACCAAUGUUGUGAAUGUGCUUAUUCAUUACAUUUUGCUAUUUUGGUGGGAUCUUGGAGUACAUGGAUCUGCAGCAGCCAAUUGCUUUGCUCAGAUUUUUUCCUGUUUCAGUUUGUUUGCUUACAUUCGCUUAAAGAAACUCCAUGUGAAGACGUGGGGAGGCUGGUCCUCAGAGUCAUUGCAGGAGUGGGGCACUUACAUGAAGUUGGCUAUUCCUAGUACACUAAUGUUAUGCUUUGAAUGGUGGAUCUAUGAAAUUGGAGGAUUCUUAGCAGGAAUGCUGGGAGAAAUUGACUUGGCUGCUCAACACGUGGUUAUAAUGGUGGCUUAUAUAAACUACAUGAUCCCAGCUGGUUUUCAAGGUGCAGCUUGUGUGCGUGUGGGUAAUGCACUAGGAGCUGGAGAUACAGCUGGAGCUAUCCUCACUAGCAAAGUUUCUUUCAUCUGUGCAGCUGUACUGGGAGUCAUUCAGUGUGCGGUACUUGGUGCCACAAAAAACGUCAUUGGAUUUUUGUUCACCUCAGAUGAGACCAUAGCAGAGUUAGUUUCUGAACUUAUGAGCAUCUACAGCCCUCUCCAAUUCUUUACUGGACUGUUGUGUGUUGGCAUGGGCAUAGUCCUGGGCACCGGGCAGCAGAAGAUUGCAGCCAUCGCUAAUCUAAUUGGAUAUUACUGUAUUGGACUUCCACUAAGCAUCGCUCUGACCUUCCCAGCAAAGUUGCAAGUUGCUGGAUUUUGGUGGGGCCUUUUUACUGCUGUCUUCUUGCUAUCAAUCUUUUACAUUGCCAUCAUCUUCAAAUUAAACUGGAAGAAGAUAACAAAAGAGGCUAUUGAGCGUGCUGGAAUAAGGAAGCGCAGAAGCAUAACAUGCCCUGAUUUUAGAUCCAGCCGCCGGCUCUCCGAUAGCUUUUUUCUUGCACUCAGUAGUGUAGAGAUUCAGAAUGGUUAUACAACUGUGAACUCUCAAGACGUGGAUGAGGAAGGGAGCACUUCAGUGGCUCUGGAGAGAUUGAGAGAGACUCAGGAAGGAGGAACGAGAAAAGAAAAUCAACUCUCAAUCUCACAGAAGAGAUUGAGUGAGACUCAGGAAGGAGGAAUGAGCCAACAAAAUCAACUCUCCACCUCUCAGCUCAUCAUCAGGAGAGGACUGACUGCUAUGAUUGCUGUCUUUAUCCUCAGUGUAGGGGUGACUGUCCAUUUCAUCCUGCCUCUGCCUGAGGUGGUUGCCGUCACCAAUAACACUUUGGAGUUAGAAAAUUCCACUUUAUCUUCUCCCAUCACUACACAAAUAUUUUCUUUUUGA
Neoarius graeffei (lesser salmon catfish) is the source of this 1923-nucleotide messenger RNA. RefSeq names its product solute carrier family 47 member 4 (gene slc47a4). Gene Ontology annotation, biological process: xenobiotic detoxification by transmembrane export across the plasma membrane. Lineage: Eukaryota; Metazoa; Chordata; Actinopteri; Siluriformes; Ariidae. Gene Ontology annotation, molecular function: xenobiotic transmembrane transporter activity; antiporter activity. The record is from RefSeq and is a predicted model, not a curated record. The transcript has 17 exons. Gene Ontology annotation, cellular component: membrane.